GGACCAAUCUACGAGCAUGAACUUGUAACAUCAAAAGCACAAGACAAUUUAUGAUGUUCCAAAUGACAAUAUUUCAGCUCAUAACUUAGCUGGAUUGAUGUACCCACGCGUUUAUGGUUUAGACGUGUUUGGCCAUCUUCCCGAGGCUGUCACGGCCGCUGCGCGCGCUCUUCCUUUUCUGUAGUUGACCAUGGAUCUGAAUGCUGGCACGCUACUGGGCAAGUCCGGCGUGGAGCCAGCCCUGGAGGCCUGGUGCUUCCUGGCGACGUGGGCGAUGAUAGGCACGGCGGUGCCUGUCUUCCUAGCCCUCAUCGCCGGCAUCACUGCGCCGUAUGGGCGAUACGUCAGGUCGGGCUGGGGCAUCUUCUUGAACGCCCGCGUCGCGUGGCUGACACAAGAGAUACCCUCCCUCAUAGUCUUCGUCGUCAUGCUGUUGUUGUUUUCGACUCCUGACAGCUUCCUGCAGCACCCGCUCAGCGCUCGCACGGUCCUAUCUGGCGCGUUCUGCGCCCACUACGUCUACCGCUCAAUUGUGUUCCCCUUCAUCAUCCGCGGCGGCAAGCCCACGCCCUUGAGUGUGUGGGCCAUGAGCUUUGUGUUCUGCAUUUGGAACGGGUUCAUCCAGGGAUGGUGCUUCGCCCGCCAGAUGACGUCUGACACGCCCGUGUGGAACCCACGUGUAAUGGUAGGCCUGGCGGUGUGGCUGUUCGGCUGGCUGAAUGUGAUGCGCGCCGACCUCAUACUCAUCAACCUGCGCAAACCUGGAGAGUCCGGGUACAAGAUCCCGCACGGGGGCAUGUUCAACUUCGUGUCAGCGGGCAAUUACGCGUCAGAGAUUUGUGAGUGGAGCGGUUUCGCGCUGGCAGCCGGCACCCUGCCAGCAGCCGCGUUUGCGAUGUUUGCAUUCUGUAAUUUGUCACCGCGGGGGCACCACCACCAUCGCUGGUACCGGGAGAAGUUCAAGGGGGAGUACCCCGCGUCGCGGCGGGCGGUGAUACCGUUCGUAUGGUGAUGCGCCGCGCUGCUGCGCUUUCUGCACUCCAUGGGCGCACGCCAACGGCGCGUUUGCUUUUGCGGUUGCAGCCUGUGAUGGUUUUGCGCUGAUGGGGCCCUACGUUGGCAGAGGCUGCUGAGAAUUAUUGCAGUGAAGCUACUGACGGUGAAGCAAUUUAUACAAGGCGUUGCGGAGAAAAACUGUAGUGCAUGCAGAAGUGCACUUGGCACCUGCUGUGUAAUCAUACCUGCCG
Molecule: messenger RNA, 1247 nt
Organism: Chlamydomonas reinhardtii
Lineage: Eukaryota; Viridiplantae; Chlorophyta; Chlorophyceae; Chlamydomonadales; Chlamydomonadaceae
Exons: 3
Coding region: 191-1012 (273 amino acids)
Biological process (GO): steroid biosynthetic process
Cellular component (GO): membrane
Molecular function (GO): 3-oxo-5-alpha-steroid 4-dehydrogenase activity
Source: RefSeq, a predicted model, not a curated record